This is a messenger RNA of Schistosoma guineensis, 1146 nucleotides long. The record is from the annotation of a GenBank genome assembly. Lineage: Eukaryota; Metazoa; Platyhelminthes; Trematoda; Strigeidida; Schistosomatidae.
CUUGAAACUAUUUGACCAAUCAAAAUGACUGAUUUAUUGAGUGUAGGUGUUAUCCAGAAAUUAUUUGAAAUUUACUAUUCUUAAAAUAUUCACAUAUUCACCAAUGUAGUAACUGUCACAUUUCAUAAUUGGGGAUUAGUUUUUUCGUUGAACUAAAAGAAGUUUAUUUUAUUCAGUUGAUUAUUGUGUAAUAAUGAUAUAAAUGAAUAAGGUUUAGAAAAGAAUGAAAAGAAUCAUACACUUUGUUAGAUUCUCAAUUGUUCUACAAGAAAUCUAUUCACAAUAAAGAAAAUAAAUAAAUAGACGAGUUCUUUUUGUUGUUGCUAACUAUCACCUCAACAAAAAAGUAAGGAGAGUCAAUUAAUUUAAUCAUGAAAUUUAAAUUUACUCUCCUUACAUCAUGGACACUAUUACCAACGUCCAUACCAAAUACUGAUUGUGAAGAUAAUGAAGCAAUAUUAUUUGCACAAUACUUAACUGAAUAUACAGAGAAUAAAUAUGGUUUAAAUGUAUUUUGGCCAAGACAACGUGGUGAAGCAUUUUUGCAUAAUUCAUUCAAUUCAUUUGAAGAGAGAUUUUUAACACAUUCUGAAUAUGCAUUACUCAUUGUAUCUGGUCAAAAUGCAUCAUGUUUAAAUUGUAUUUAUCCAAGAUUUCUUGUAUUUUUAACAGCUAAAAAAUCAUGGACUGAAAGAAUUUUAAUAAUUUUUUUAAAACAACCAACAUAUUUAGUAAAUUUCGAUUUAAGUUUAUUAAAACAUCCACCAAUUUUAUUCAAUGAUGAUUCAACUAAUCAGUGGAUUCAUGACCAAGAAUCAUGGAUGAAAGUAGCAGAACUAAUAAAAAGCUACCCCGUUUGUAUGACAGCGGUAGUAAGAAGCCAAGUACUGGUGGCGUUGGGGCAAUUUAUUUCAGGUAUUCGUUUAUCCAGAUACAGAAUCAGAAUGAGACGCGGUAAAGAGAAGAGGAGAGAGAGAAGCAAAAUGAAAUGACGCGCGGUGGAGAAGGCGAGUGAGCCAAUUCGAUUUAACCAACAGUGACUCAAUAUUUAUAGUCAGACCAAAACGACGUUACAGACAUGAUGAAUGAGAAUAUAAUUCCAAUUCCAAGGUUGGACUUUUCCCUCUAGUUACCGGGGCUGGGACG